Psammomys obesus (fat sand rat) is the source of this 3550-nucleotide messenger RNA. RefSeq names its product phosphodiesterase 8A (gene Pde8a). The record is from RefSeq and is a predicted model, not a curated record. Gene Ontology annotation, molecular function: 3',5'-cyclic-AMP phosphodiesterase activity. Bases 163 to 2616 code for a protein of 817 amino acids. The transcript is spliced from 22 exons. Gene Ontology annotation, biological process: signal transduction; cellular response to epidermal growth factor stimulus; regulation of DNA-templated transcription. Lineage: Eukaryota; Metazoa; Chordata; Mammalia; Rodentia; Muridae.
UUCCUGACGCGAGACCCGCGCUCGCCGCCGCCCGCCCGCCUGCUCAGGCCGCGAUGACACGGCGCCCGCGGCGGCCCCGAGGCGCCGGGCGGGCCGUUUGCUGAGCGGAUCGCGGCUGCCCGCCAGCGUGUCCGCGCCGCCGCCGCCGCCGCCGCCGCCAGGAUGGGCUGCGCCCCGAGCAUCCACACUUCCGACAACCGAGCGGCGAGCCACAGGGUCGACGAGGACGCGCCGGGCCCCGCGCCGACGUCUAGACAGCGGUGGUCGACCGCGCCCGGGCUCGCGGAGCGCCAGCCUCGCGACGGCGGCGCCGCGAAGGUAUCACUAGCUGAUAUACAAUUUGGCCCGAUGAGAUUUCAUCAAGACCAACUUCAGGUACUUUUAGUGUUUACCAAAGAAGAUAACCAGUGUAAUGGAUUCUACAGGGCCUGUGAAAAAGCUGGGUUUAAGUGCACAGUCAUCAAGGAGGUGCAGGCUGUCCUUGCCUGUUUCCAGGACAAAGUGCAUGACAUCAUCAUCAUAGACCACAGACAUCCCCAGCAGCUGGAUGCAGAGGCACUGUGCAGGUCUAUCAGAUCAUCAAAACUCUCAGAGAACACAGUUAUUGUUGGUGUAGUUUGCAGGAUGGACAAAGAAGAGGUGUCUGUAAUGCCCUUCCUUACUGCUGGCUUCUCGAGGAGGUAUAUAGAAAAUCCCAACAUCAUGGCCUGUUACAAUGAACUGCUCCAGCUGGCGUUUGGAGAAGUGCGAUCACAGCUGAAACUCAGGGCUUGUAACUCAGUAUUCACUGCAUUAGAGAAAAGUCAAGAAGCAAUUGAAAUUACAAGUGAAGACCACAUUAUACAGUAUGCAAACCCUGCAUUUGAAACAACGAUGGGUUAUCAGUCAGGUGAAUUGAUAGGAAAGGAGUUAGCACAAGUGCCCAUAAACGAAAAGAAAGGUGACUUGCUCGAUGCCAUUAAUUCGUGCAUCACAAUAGGCAAGGAGUGGCAAGGAGUUUACUAUACUCAAAAGAAAAAUGGAGAAAAUAUACAACAAAAUGUGAAGAUAAUACCUGUCAUUGGGCAGGGAGGAAAAAUCAGACACUAUGUGUCCAUUAUCAGAGUGUGCAAUGGCAACAAUAAGGUUGAGACCAUAACUGAGUGUAUUCAGACUGACAGUCAAACAGAUAACCAGACAGGCAAACAUAAAGACAGGAGGAAAAAUUCGUUGGAGGUCAAAGCAGUUUCCUCCAAAACAAAUGAAGUUUGCAAUCAGAGAAGACACUCCUCUUUGACCCGGAUACAUUCGAUGAUGAUUGAGGCACCCAUCACCAAGGUGAUCAAUAUUAUCAACGCUGCCCAGGAAAACAGUCCUGUGCCUGUGACAGAAGCCUUGAACCGUGUGCUGGAGAUUCUGAGAACCACUGAGUUAUAUUCACCGCAGUUUAAUGCUGAGGAUGACCCUCACGCCACUGAUCUUGUUGGGGGAUUAAUGUCUGACGGCUUACGAAGGUUUUCAGGAAAUGAAUAUCUUCUUACAACAAGAAACCUUCAGUCAUCUUCAAGCAGCAUGUCCGUCCCCCUCUGCCUUCAUGAUAUCUCACCACGGAUUGCCCUGGCCAUAGAAAAUGACCAACUCUGGGACUUUGACAUUUUUGAGCUGGAAGCAGCUACCCAAAAAAGGCCUUUGAUUUAUCUAGGUCUCAAAACAUUUGCUCGUUUUGGAAUCUGUGAGUUCUUACAGUGCUCCGAGGCAACACUGAGAUCAUGGUUUCAGCUUAUUGAAGCCAAUUACCACUCUUGUAACCCCUACCACAAUUCUACACAUGCUGCAGACGUGCUUCAUGCCACUGCCUACUUCCUUUCCAGAGACAAGAUAAAGGAAACUUUAGAUCGAAUUGACGAGGUUGCCGCCCUCAUCGCUGCCACCAUUCACGAUGUGGAUCACCCCGGGAGAACCAACUCCUUCCUCUGCAACUCAGGGAGCGAGCUAGCCGUGCUGUACAAUGACACUGCUGUGCUGGAGAGCCACCAUGCCGCGCUGGCCUUCCAGCUGACCCUGGAAAAUGACAAGUGCAAUAUCUUUAAGAACGUGGAGAGGAAUGACUACCGGACACUGCGCCAGAGUGUUAUUGACAUGGUCCUAGCCACAGAAAUGACACGGCACUUCGAGCACGUCAACAAAUUUAUCAACAGCAUCAACAAGCCUUUGGUAGCACAAGAAGAUGAGGAAGCUGGCAAAAGCCAGGAAUCAAUAGACACUAUGCUCAAAACUCCAGAGAACCGGGCUCUCAUCAAACGAAUGAUGAUUAAGUGUUCCGAUGUGUCCAAUCCCUGCCGGCCCCUAGAGCACUGCAUCGAGUGGGCUGCACGGAUUUCAGAAGAGUAUUUUUCGCAGACAGAUGAAGAGAAACAGCUGGACUUACCUGUGGUGAUGCCAGUUUUUGACAGAAACACCUGCAGCAUUCCCAAGGCUCAGAUCUCUUUCAUUGAUUUCUUCAUCACAGAUAUGUUUGAUGCCUGGGAUGCCUUUGUUGACCUGCCUGACCUUAUGCAGCACCUAGAUGACAACUUCAAGUACUGGAAAGGCCUGGAUGAAAAGAAGCUGCACAGCCUCCGGCCCCCUCCAGAGUAGUGUGAGGUACACACCUGGCCUGGGGCUGUGUCCUUCAGGGUUAGGUAGAGCCACCCCCUCAUCUGCAGAGCCCAGAGAGCACAUGGGACUCCCUUCUAUGGCCUCCAUCCGCUACCAAAGCAUGAGCUUGCCACAAGAACUCUGGUUUGUAUCAACUUUGUGACACCACAGGCCCAGGGGCCCUGCAGGUGACCCAGGGCUCUCCUUCAGCCUGCAGAAUGGCAUCGCAGGGGUGCGGAACACUGCUGGAAGUGACCUCCCUUAAAUCGACUAGCAAACAAGAUAAAUUUAAGGUUGUGAUCCCAGCUAUUAAAUGUUUUAUUUAUUUUAUCAGACGUUUGACAUAUCUAUUAAUUUAAAAAUACUUCAGAGCCAAAGCCAACUUGAGAUGCCACCACCAGAUUCAGGACUCCUAUCUUUAAGUGUGCAUGACUUGGUGUACAGACUUAUUUUCAUAAUGCAGAUAUAAGAUGAUCUAUUUUACCACACUGUGGAAACAGGAUAAACUCUUGACGUUAGUGGGAGGGGCUUCGUGCUGGGGCCUCACUGGGGCAUGCGGCAGGGAAGCUACUGUGCAGACCAGGUUCUGAGCAGCAGCUCAUGAGCUCUGCACGCGCCUUCUCAGAGAAAAAUCUGGAUUUGACCAUUUUUUUUUUCAUAAAAUUUUAUAAUUGAAUUUUUAAGAGCCUGCCUUAUUUUAUAACAGUUUCUAUAAAAUAUGCCCUAUAAAAACAAAGCAAGCCUGAGUACUUAGUGGCUGGUAUUUUAUAACUAACCUGGGAUAUUCGAUUCUAGAAAUGUAUAAAGGCUCUCUCUCUCACAUUUUGAAUGAGCAUACUCCUAUAAAGAUGACACUCAAUGACAUGUCGAAGCGUUUCAUUUUUAAACUUGUAUUUUUCUGGAUGAAAUUAAACUAUUUGUUUUUAAGAAGUCA